Messenger RNA from Ictidomys tridecemlineatus (thirteen-lined ground squirrel), 3871 nucleotides. The record is from RefSeq and is a predicted model, not a curated record. Lineage: Eukaryota; Metazoa; Chordata; Mammalia; Rodentia; Sciuridae.
ACAUGCAGGUGGAGCCACCAAUAUGGCCACCUUUCCUCAAAAAGCCGAUUCCAGCCAACCCAACUGCUGAAUUUCCACUGAUUUUCCAGAAGUCCUCGUUUCUGCUGCUCUUUAAAUAGGAACUCAUUUUGACUCACUGCCCACUCUGCUGAUUAUUUAUUGUUGAUGGGGUUGCUGCGAAGCAGUUGGUGGCUUAUUCUUGGGCUGUUUUUACAUUUAACCCAUUUUCUGGCAUUGAUGUUGCCUCCAAUUGUAGCAGUAACACUGGUGGUACAGUCGCGAGCUGGCUAUUGGUUGUCAUUCAGUGCUAUUAGCACCAGUGCCUCCUUCCCCCCACCCUUCUUUUCUGUCCUCUUUGCCGUAAUCCAUGAACACCUUCCUGGGAUGUUCAGAGGGACAUCCUGGAGCUCAUCACGUAAUAUUUUGUCUGUCUUGCUUUGUCUCUCUUCCCUCAGUCCCUUCUCAUGAAAUCUGUGGGGAAGGGCAUUUUGUGUUGGUGGAUCAUUGAAAAGACCUAAGAGAAAUGCACAAUCCUUUUCUCCCAGAGGUACCAAUUCUACCUCACAGAGAAGUCUCCACACUAAAGCCCAUCAGAGUGAGAUUGGAGCAAUGCAAGAGGGGCAGGAGCUUUUACCCCACAGUGCCCUUCCUUACCCCAGACAGAGUAACCACAUCUUAGCCUUUGUUAUCUGAAACCAAAGAAUCCUGGGAGAAAUCCAUGUGUUGUUACCUGACAGUUGCUAAGUCGAGAGCCUCUUAAAAUGUCCCGUAAGAUGUUAAGGAGAAAAGCAUUCUUAGGGAAAAUGUGAGUGGAGCAGGAAUGCUUUUUAUUGCUUAGGCCCUGGAAGAAACAGCCUGAAAAAUUGUCCAUCUUCUUGUUAGGGAGCAACGAGGACCCAAGGCCCCAAUUAACAUCUCAUUUGAGAUAUAGCAUAUUGUCAUUUAGGCAAUCUUGUAUUUAAAUCUCCAGAAUAACUGGCCAUUAGACAUGAUUGCUGAGUGACCCUUGUAGGCUGAAAGGGAAAUAUGUCAUAUUUAAACUCUUAGUCAACAAAUUUGAAAAUACACAAUACCAACACUAUUUUGUAGCGUAGCCUUUUAAGGAUUUUUGACAUUGUUUUGUAGUCAUUCCUUGCUGGAUUAAGAAAACUACUAGCACUGUUCCAUAAUUGCUUUGACAGCUUGAUUCCUGGUAGCAGGAAUUAGGAGGAUCCCAUUUUGGGGAACCCCUUCUUUUGAAGCCUGAGAGGCAACUGAGUGAAGUUCUAUGAAGACCUCCUCUUCAUCCAGUACAGAUCCAAGUUAAAUCCUCGAGGGCUGGUGUCUCCAGAUGUCCCAGGAAACACAGACCAUGAUUUCCAUAAUUCAAUAGGAAUAGUUACAAAAAAUUGUCAAAGACCGCUGCCAGUAUUUUCAUCAAGUAUUUAUUGAUGACUCACAUUACUGUAUUUCUACUGAUCUUGUAACCCAAGACUGCAAAUUGGGGAACAGUCCUAAGACAUUUCUUUGAACUCCCAAGUUUUCUUCAGUCUUAACAAAUCCAUGAAAGGAGAUUUGGCGGUGCAGACACUGAAAUCCAGCCUGAAGUAACAGUGUCAUGUUCUGAGUCUGCUUGCCCCAUUGAAAGCUGUGUGGCUGCAGGAGCUGCAGCAGGCUGACCACUCUGACUUAGCUGGAUGCAGUCAUGAUGCUCAGGAGAAGUGACUGCAGAAGGAUUGAUGUGGAAGGAUGAUAUGGGAGCAGGCGUCACGAGGAUCAAAUGUGAAUCUUCUUACACGCAGAAAUGGAUUCAUUUAAAAGUGGACCAAACUAUUUACAUUAUUAACAGGUAUCUUAGCCAGGUCUUAAAUUUUUUUUCCUGGUUAAUCUAGAAUCAUAUACAGUGAAGAGGGAAAAAGUUAACAAGAAUGACAGGCCUGUUGAAAUCUCAGCUAGAUGACCAUGACCUUGAAUAAGCCCCACAUCCUCACUAUAUCAUGGAGUUGCAGUGAGGUGCCCAGCCCAGAGCGAGCAGGCCACCAGUGGGGAUUAACAUGAUGGUAAUAACAACAGACAAGACUUUAAAUCCUAAGCCAAACAUUUGUACUCUUUGGACUUGUUUCAUUGUCAGUUUCUAAAUGAACUAAUCUACUUGCAAAUGAACCACUUUUGGCACAUGAGCCCUCAUGUGAUUAAUAAUGUGUUGUUGUUGUUUGCUUUAAAAACCAGGAAAUUGUGGUUAUUUUCAGUGUGUUCUAAAAGCUAGUAGGCCUGAUCCUUCUCGAGGCCUCCAUUUAUUUAAGCUGUGUCGUUAAAUGAACUAUCCUGAGUUGCUCGAUUGCUCAAGUGCUUCUCAUUUUCUCUUUAUAAUAAGGAGCCAGAGUGACUUCCUGCAACAGUAUUUUAGAAGCCUUCCAACAACUCGGAAGACCAAAUUAGAUGGAUCAUAUUCCAUUCCAGAAAUCAAGGAGGUGGAAAAGUAAGCGCGAGGGAUCAGACUCUGGCAAUCGACCCAUCAAGGCUGCCGGGAAAGUCAUCAUCCAAGAUGUUUCAUGCCUCCUUCCUGUUCACAAAUCACUGGGAGAACUGUACAUAUUGAAUGUGAAUGAUAUUCAGGAAACAUGUCAGAAGAACGCUGCUUCAGCCAUGCUUGUUGGAAGAAAGGAUCUUGUCCAGGUGUGGUCGCUGGCUACAGUAGCUACAGAUCUUUGCCUUGGUCCGAAGUCUGACCCAGAUUUGGAAACACCCUGGGCUCGGCAUCCAUUUGGGCGACAGCUACUGGAGUCCCUGUAGGUUUUGAGAGCUAAAAGUGAGAAAAAUGAAUGAUGUCGAUUUUUGGUCUGUAAACACAUUAAAUGUUAUUGCCUCAGGGAAAGUUGCAGGGCUGGGGGUAUAGCUCAGUUAGUAGAGUGCUUGUCUCUCAAGCCCAAGGCCUUGGGUUCAACCAAAAAACAAAAAUCAAAAAAAAAAAGAAAGUUUUAGAGGCCUAAGAAAUGAGAGGAAAAAGUAGGAUCUUUCCUUUCAGUGCUGAAAUUACCUCUGUACAGAAUGAAUUUCUUACAGCAAAAGGUACUAUAUAGUAUUUGUCACUUAUAACAAGGAUUAGAGACGCCUGAAGACACGUGCUUUAGUCUAUGAAUCACGUCUGUGUGAACCCAGAUCUUCUUAGAUGCUGUGGGGUCUGGCCCCAGGGAAGAGAUAAGAGAAUGGUGUGUCUGUAUUUAUUUUCCCAACACUGGGCGCUUUCACACUGUUGGGCAACACAUAGAAACAUUGAAUUUGUGUUUAAUUUAUUACACUGAUAUAUGGCAAGCUAGAAUUAUAAGAUAUAAAAUAAUUUACCACGGAGCAAAAUGGCUUGAAUGUCCAUAAUGUUGACGCCUAGUCCCAGGCAAGGGAACUCCACUUCCGCAGGUUGAGGAGGGCUUUAUUUACCUGUUGAGGCCAGACCUGGGACACCUGCUCGUGCGCUCCCACUGCCUUAUCAUCCACACAGGGAUGGUAACAUUUGUUCUACUUACUUGAGGUAAGCCUUCUGAAAGAUAGUAUAAAACAAUUUAAAAAGUUCAAAACUGAGUGCUAGGAAGGUGUACUAUUCCAUCCCAGGGGCAAAGUCCCUCUGAGCCCUAGCUCACGUUCUAGGGUAGGGUAGUCCCAAAAGACAAAGGGAACAGGAAUACCUAAAAGGUAAAAUAUUUAUUCCUUGUCAUUCUUAUUUAAUAGCUCCUAGUCACAAGUCCACCUCCAGAGUCAGUGGCCUUUCCACCAUACUAUGGCAGUAGGGCGUUUCUGGGCACCUUCUGUAGCUUCACACUGUAUGAAUGAGCAACAUGGGAAGUGCCCCCAAAGCAGUGAGAUUCUUCCUCAGAGUUGGGGAGCCUGAGGAGGCGCA